Molecule: messenger RNA, 1950 nt
Organism: Cotesia congregata
Lineage: Eukaryota; Metazoa; Arthropoda; Insecta; Hymenoptera; Braconidae
Source: the annotation of a GenBank genome assembly
AUGCGAUCUAUAGAAAUUAUCUUAUGCUGCUGUUGUGUAUUUACUGGUCACUUCUCAAAUGGAAGCAACAUUCACACUUCAGAUGUCAAAACGCGCCUUAUUAAUCAUACGAUGGAAUUGAUUGAUAAAGGUUUCACUAAUACUUCGAACCCAGUGAUAAUAACUUCUGAUUUAGUUGAUGACCAAAUUGUAAGUCGAAAUAUUGAUAAUGGAAAUCCGCUGAUUAUAAUGAAUGGUAAUUUUAAAUGUGAGAAAAUCAAAGGGUAUUAUCCUGGCUAUCCUACGUACGUCAUCAAAUUUGAAUCUAUAGAAAAUCUGAUGUCGCUCAUUUUUAAGUUCAUGUAUACAACAAUUUGGAGUUCAAAGUCACCGAUUUUCAUUCUUGACAUUUCUGAAAAGUUUUAUGUUGCGAAACCUUAUGCAAUUCUUGGAUUUCUCGCACAGUUCGAUAUGUUGGUAUCAUAUUACUUGCGUUAUGAUAACGUACAAGAUUCAACCAUAGUUUACACUCUAAACCCUUACACACAAUACGCUCCGUUUCCUUGGAAUGAAGUAACAUUUGCAAACAUCAAGAGUAAAACAAAGACGACACUGUACAGUUUACAGUAUCCGGAAGAUGUAAAGGAAAACUAUCAAAAUAUUAAUUUUGAUAAGACUCAGUACUUGGACGGUCAUGAAAUAAAAAUAUUAGAACUUCUUGAUUUAUCAAAUUCAACUGGACAGUAUAACCAAACAAAAAUUUCUGAUUACAUGAUAACUAUCGCAGCGAACAAAGAAAUUAAAUUACACUCAUUACCUGAUUAUAUGAAUGUUACAACGUCAAUUUAUACCUUAAAGAAUUAUUUUAACAUCGAUAGGAUAAGAUUAGGUUUUGAUAUCGAUCUUCACAAUCGUCGGUAUGAUGCGUUUAAUAAAAUGGGUCAAUUAGCUGAUACAAAUUAUAAAUUGAUGGAUUUUGUGAAGCAGUACCAAGAAAUAACCUUUUCAAUUUUAACGAAAAAGACUGAUUAUUUGACAGUAAUCAGAGAAAUUACCAUCGAUCUUAAUUUUAUCUUUAUCACAAUGUUUGUGUUGUUACUCAUCCUACUGAUCAUUAUAAUAAAUAAUAAAUUUCACGUGAGCCAAGGACUUAUGGACAUUGUGAGCAUGUCACUGGGCAUGGGGAUAAUGUCACCAAUCAACCGUCUCUCGAUGAAGAUUACUUAUUUCUUUGGAUUUUUAUUCAUUUUUGUAGUGAUGCCCGAAUUCCAAGGUCAGAUCUCGGCAGUUUUAUCACAACCAGCGCGACGUAAUGUCGAAACUUUAAAGGACUUAUUCGACAACAAGUAUCAUGUAUUUUAUGAUGCGUAUUUGAUAAAUGACAUUAUAAAUGAAAAAUUAUGGGUGAGUGAAGAGGACCAGAAAUACUUGCAUUUAUCAACUCGUCGCGAUUUGAAAAAAUGUGCGAUCGAAGCCCAACAUAAUUCAACUAUUGCUUGUAUUGAAAGUACUAACUGUCAAUUUAAUUAUGUUUUGAAGUUGAAAAAUCUUUAUGUAUCAAAGGAAAGUGUAUUCAAAAAAUACUACGUGUUUUGGACAAAGAAGAACUGGGCUCUGAAGGACAAAAUUGACAAAGCCCGUUCAAUCCCGGUGGAAACAGGAUUAAUUAACCGUUUCGUUGAGAAGAAAAUAAAGCAAGACUGGAGAACGAUAAAGAAACUGGAGAAAAUCAAAGAAGCUGAAAAGUAUGAACGUGUCGACUUUGAAAACUUGGUGUUUUAUUUCAUUAUGUUUGCGGCCAUCUCGUUAUGGAGUUUGAUCAUCUUUGGAAUUGAGCUCAUGGUUGGCCACAUUCACUCAAAAUAUAUGAGACAGGAAAAGGAGCGACGACUGUUCAUAGAGAGAUUGAGAAGACAACCACGAAUUAUUCUUUCCCCGGAUCGGAUUGUUCCGUCAACCAGCCGCGAAUGA